AUGGUUUGUUUGAAAUGCAUGCGUGCCAACUCGAACGGGCAGAGCCACAUCGUACGCAGGUGUGCACGCGCGUACGACCAGAUCGUGCAGUUCACAGACGAGCAGCACGAGCACAUCAUUGAUCUUGCGAGGCUCCACGAGCACAUCCGCAUCAUACAAGAGCGCAUGCUGGUCUUAGAGCUUGGGGAGCACGAGCAGUCCCCAGAGUACCAGUAUGAUGGCGAGCGAACAGUCAAGCUGCACAAGCUUUUGAAGGCAUGGUCUCCCAGGCAUAGGCGCAUAUCACUCGUAGGCAUCCUGGACAACCAAGGGCACGCGCCCACCAGUCUAGAGGACAGCGCCGCCCGUCUUGCUGAUCACUGGGGCCGAGUACACUCCGCCGCUGAUGUGCCAAACGUUCCCCCGCAUAUCUCAGAGAUGCUGCUUGCCCAGUGCCAGAAAGUCUCUCCAGGUAUCAACUGGAUUGUUCCGCUCUCUGACAUGCUCGGCUUUCUCCGCCACAAGAAGGACACUGCUGCAGGUCCUGAUGGCAUCCCGUACUCAGGGGUCAAAUACAUCAAGCGAGUCUGGCACAUCAAAGGUCUGUAUUUAGGGCUAUGCCGGAAUAUCACUGCCUACAACUCGCUGGCUUUCUCCGUGCUCAGCUUUGUGGGCCAGCUGUAUCAG
Molecule: messenger RNA, 666 nt
Organism: Prorocentrum cordatum
Lineage: Eukaryota; Dinophyceae; Prorocentrales; Prorocentraceae
Source: the annotation of a GenBank genome assembly